Messenger RNA from Anolis sagrei ordinatus, 473 nucleotides. Its product is annotated as C-type natriuretic peptide-like. The record is from RefSeq and is a predicted model, not a curated record. Gene Ontology annotation, cellular component: extracellular region. NCBI's taxonomy places the organism in Eukaryota, Metazoa, Chordata, Lepidosauria, Squamata, Anolidae. Gene Ontology annotation, biological process: cGMP biosynthetic process; receptor guanylyl cyclase signaling pathway. Gene Ontology annotation, molecular function: hormone activity.
ACCACCACCCCAUCCUCCCUCCAGGCCACAGCAAGCCCCUUCCUUCUGCUGGGACCCCAAAGAGAACCCCCACCACAUACAAGCUGCUGAUCCAUUGGCCCAGGAUGAAGGCUCUGCCCCCCUUGCUCUUCCUCAUUCUCCUGCCAGCCGCCUCCCAGAGCCCCCUUCGCUCCCACCAGGCCUUGCUGGAGCUUCUGGGGGAAGACCUGGAGGCCCUGCUCUCUGAGCGGGAGGGGAGCCCCACUCUGCUCCCCCAGGACCUGGUCUCCCGGCUCUUAAAGCGGCAUCGCCCUGCCUCCCAGGAGCCCCCCACCCCAGCCCUCCCUCCCGAAGCCUGGGCCCAUCUCCUGAGCGACCUCCUCAAGUCCCAGAAGAGCCUCCGGUGGCGGCCCAAGAAGGUGACCAUGGGCCAACAAGGCUGUUUUGGCAUCAAGCUGGACCGGAUCGGGACCCUCAGCGGCCUCGGCUGCUAG